GUCUGUGUGAAGUUUGUCCUUCCGCGGUUCUCGUCACACUGACAGCAGCAGUAAACAUGGAGAGAGCCUGCACUGUCCGCAGAACCAAAGCUUUUCAAAACCACCAGAACCCGCAGGACGGGCCGAGCGGACUCAACGGACUCAACGGACUCGAGCCCACGGGACGGAAGCGCAAGCAGAAGCCGGAAGUGAGCGCGCAGCUGCUGUCAGAGGUCACGGGCGGGCUGCUCGUGCUCGGGUUCGUGUGUUUGCUGUGGGUUCUGGUUGUGCUCUCGCUACAGCAGCUCGUCAUCAGAUCCAGCGGAGAAUUUAACGCCAUCCGGGCCAGGAAGCAUCUGGAUGAGAUGACGAGUGUUGGUCCGCGCACCGUCGGCAGUGAUGAGAAUGAAGUGAUGACAGUGAAUUAUCUUCUGGAUCAGAUAGAAGAGAUCCGCGUGGAGAGCGUGUCUGGACCUCACAGCAUCACCGUAGACGUCCAGAGACCCACCGGAUCAUUCACCAUUGAUUUUCUGGGAGGAUUCACCAGUUAUUACGACCGCGUGACAAACAUCGCUGUCAAACUGGAGCCAAAGACCAGCGCACAACACUUCAUGCUUGCAAACUGCCACUUUGACUCUGUGGCCAACAGUCCUGGUGCCAGUGAUGACGCUGUGAGUUGUUCUGUGAUGUUGGAGGUUUUACACUCUCUGGUGAAUCUCUCGACGCCUCUCAAACACGGCGUCAUCUUCCUGUUUAAUGGAGCUGAAGAAAACGUCCUACAGGCGAGUCAUGGGUUUAUUACCCAGCAUGCCUGGGCUAAGCAGGUUCGAGCAUUUGUGAAUCUGGAGGCUGCCGGUGUGGGGGGGAAAGAGGUGGUGUUUCAGACAGGUCCAGAGAACCCGUGGUUGGUGCAGGCGUAUGUCCGUGCCGCCGUUCAUCCGUUCGCCUCAGUCGUGGGUCAGGAGGUGUUUCAGAGCGGUGUCAUCCCCUCAGACACAGACUUCAGAAUCUACAGAGAUUUUGGGAAUAUUCCCGGAAUUGAUCUGGCUUUCAUAGAAAACGGUUUCAUCUAUCACACAAAGUACGACACUGCAGAUCGCAUCCACACAGACUCCAUCCAGAGAGCAGGUGACAACAUCCUGGCGCUUCUCAAGCAUCUGGUGAUGUCAGAGGAACUGGGCGACUCUUCUGAAUAUCGUCAUGGAAACAUGGUUUUCUUUGAUCUGUUGGGUGUGCUGGUGGUGGCGUAUCCCGCUCGAGUCGGCACCAUCAUAAACUACAUGGUUGCCGUGGCGACCUUCAUCUAUCUGGGCAAGAAAUGCAUGCUGCCUAAAAAUGUGGGUGGUCGGUACGUUCGUGAUCUGGUGUACGGCUCGUGUGUGGCUCUCUUGAGCUGGUUCGUCACUCUGUUGACGGUUCUGAUCGUGUCUCUGUUGAUCACUCUGAUGGGCCGCUCCAUGUUCUGGUACAGUCAUUUCUACACCGCCGUCUGUCUGUACGGAUCUGCUGCCGUGGGAAAGAUCGUUCUCAUUCACGCGCUGGCUAAGAACCUUUAUUACGGGGGCGUUCGGCAUCUGGAGUUGGGCGAGCUCUUCUUUGAUGUCAGUCUGUUGUUGUGGUGUUGUGCGCUUGUCUUCCUUACUCAACACAAUCUGUGUUCAGCGUAUGUGCCCCUGAUGAUGGUGGUGUUCCCUCUCACCAGCAAAAUACUGCUGACCAAUCACUUCAAACAGAGAGGGGCGUCUCUUCAGUACUCACUUCUGAUGUGAUGUCUCGCUGUGCCGUACGUUCUCAUGUUCUUAAUCUGGGUCGUCUUUGAGAUCUUCACAACCCAUUCUGGGCCGCGCGGAACAGAACCCUCCCGAUGUCGUCCUGCCUCCCUUGUUACCCUGGCAACGGUUAUUCUCUUUCAUAUUUUGUGAGUGACCUAUAUCAUGAAUAUUGUGACUGUCAUGUCUCACACCAGGAGGAUCUUGACUGGUCUGGGAUCAGUUGUGCUGAUGUUUUCUCUGGUCUCCUGUGGUCUUUUCCCCUACUCUGGAGAUCAGUCCAGCCCUCGACCCAAACUGUACUUUGUUGCAGGCUGCUGUGUGUUUGUUUGUCAGCACAUGAUGCGUGUGUUUCACGCUCUGGACGGAUCUGUGGAGCGUCAGGAUUCUGGUCUGUGGAUCAACAGUCUGGAUUAUACGGGUAUGCAGCACAUCACAGCACAUGCACCGGAGAUCAACGACAGCAUCCGCACGCGCUGUCAGGACCACCUGCCCUUCUGUGGCUUCCCCUGGUUACUUCCUGUUAAAUUCCUCAUCAAGAAGAAUUGGUAUCUUCCAGCUCCUGAAGUUUCUCCCAGAUCUCCGCUGGAGUUUCAGCUGUUGUCCAGAGAGGAGACCACCUGGGGAUCUGUUAAAAUGACCUUUGAGGCUAAAGGACCGAGUCACAUGUCUCUGUACCUGCGGCCGCACGCGGGCACGUCUUUGAGCCGCUGGUCGUUCGGUGACGGGACGCCGCAGUUUGAUCUCAAUGGAGAAUAUUUCAUCUUUUAUUCUCACGGUCUGGACGCACCUGCCUGGAACUUCUGGUUUGAGAUUCAGCCGCACGAGCCCUCAGAAGUGUUCACUGAUGAGGGAAUGAUCUCUCUCGCUCUCUCGGCUCAUUAUUUCUCAGGUUCAGAUCGGAGCUCAGAGCAGCUGGAGUCUUUGCUGAAGAAGUUUCCAGACUGGGCUUUCGCGUCCUCAUGGGUCAGCACAUAUCACAUGUACAGAUACUGACACGCGCACGCGCACACGCACACACACAUCACACAUGUUCACUGGAGUACAAUACCACGGUACAAACGUCAUUUCACACAUUCCACUGACAGUGUUUGUUCUUGGUUUUUUAUCUUCAAGAAUCCUUGUUUUUAUAAAUCAGCUGUUUGAUUUUUGCUUUGCAUUGUGACAUGAUUCUCACGACAGUUAAACACAUUAUUUACUGCUUUUGAGCUGUCAUUCUUAUUGUGUAUUACUCUAACAGUAAACAGUUUUUAAAUGACUGUACUAGACUGAAUAUAUAUACGGUGUAAUACAAUUAGUUUGAGUUAUUUGAUUUGGCAUCCGAACAUUGGAUGAAUAUCAUCACUGCUUUUUCACAUCAUUGUAAUAAACAUACGAGAGUUUAACUGUCAUGAAAAUGUCACAAUGCAAAAACAAUGUUUUUUAUUCAUUCUUUUUUAACUUCAGUUGAUUUUGGGGUUAAAUAUGAACUGGACAUGUUGACAGAUUUCAUGAGUAAGUGUGUAGUUUGUGUGUGUGUCAGGAGUGAGUUUGGUCUUGUAGAUUCACACGUGAAACAGGACUGACAGUUUUUGACUCUUUAGGUGUUUCAGCAGUUUGACGCAGAACACUGAUGAGACAUUUCAGUUUCGUAGUAUUUAAUCAUAUGUUUUGAUGAUGAAUGUGAUGUAAAUGUUUCUCUGAUGUCUGUAUGUGUCAAUCAAACUGGCGCUUCCGACAGAAACUCGGACACCUCAGACAUGCAAACUCCACUCGUAGUCUUCAUUUCAUUUCAUGUCGUGGACUCAAACGAAUAAUGAAGAAAUCUGUUCUGUUGUACUCGCUGGAGUAACCAUGGCAACACAGGAUUUUAACUCCUGAAAAUAAUCGUUGAAUGGUUGUUUUUUUACAUUUCAGUUUUACAGUGACCGUGCUAGCCAAAGAUUCCACAUACCAUGGUACUUUUUUGACCGCUGUAACACACAGUUGUGAGCGGUGUGAAGGUCUUGAUUUUUAUCUCUGCGUCUGAUCAGGUCUGUUCUGAUUCACAAGAUCAAGUUCUGAUGAAAUGAACCAAAUCAAAGUGUAUGAUUCACAUUCAUCUCUUCUGCUGACGCUUGCUUUUAUUUUCUAAUGGUUGAAUUAUUUCAGUUUAAUGAAGUCGAUUUGAUUGUGUUUGUAUUUUAUUCUACAGCAAAUGAAACACUGGAUGAUUAAUGUGAAUGCAGACGAUGGAAACCUCUUGAAUCUUUAUGACUGUUUUAAUCUAUUUAAUGUAAAGUGUCAGUAAUGCAGGUGGUGAUGGUCUGACGUGACAUGUCAUGUGUUAAGAAUGAAUGAAUGAAAACUUCUGUUAUUACUGAUAAAAUCACUUUCUCAAUCACCAGCUGCUUUAAAGUUCAUAAGAGUUCGGAACUUGGUUCUAUUGCAGCAUGUUUGUGUUGUGAUUUGACCUCAUGAUAUUAUGGGAUGUCAUCACUAAGGUCUUACUGGUAUCCAGGACAUUUAUACACAGGUUUCUCUGCGUGUGUAACUUGAACAACAACAACAAAUAAAACUGAUAAACGAUUGCACAAUACUGUAAUAUCAUCAACGUCUCUUCACACAAAUGUUUCUUUCUAUGUCUUGUUUUAUUUAAAAAAAUGAUCUUGAAUAUUUUUAACAGUAAACAUCAUUUGAUUUGAUGUUAUUGUGAUUCAUUCAGCACUGAUGUGUAUUACAGUGUCUUUAAUGUUUGUUCGCUCGUCUUUUUUCUCGCCGUUCUCACUGCACUAAAUUGUUCUUCCAAGACAAUAAAUCACGUUUUUUGUUUCACGCCUCUGAGUUUUAUUCUG
Molecule: messenger RNA, 4561 nt
Organism: Triplophysa rosa
Lineage: Eukaryota; Metazoa; Chordata; Actinopteri; Cypriniformes; Nemacheilidae
Product: endoplasmic reticulum metallopeptidase 1
Biological process (GO): proteolysis
Molecular function (GO): metalloexopeptidase activity
Source: RefSeq, a predicted model, not a curated record